Messenger RNA from Chaetomium fimeti, 801 nucleotides. RefSeq lists its product as uncharacterized. Bases 1 to 801 code for a protein of 266 amino acids. NCBI's taxonomy places the organism in Eukaryota, Fungi, Ascomycota, Sordariomycetes, Sordariales, Chaetomiaceae. The transcript has 3 exons. The record is from RefSeq and is a predicted model, not a curated record.
AUGCCCCUAUUUUCGUCCAUCCUCCUGCUCGCGGGACUGGUGGUAGCCGCUCCGGUGGUAACCGGGGAUGAAGAGUGCCACUCCCAAACCAUCUGUGUCGAUGGGAUCAACACGUGUGGGAUCAGAUAUGGCGGUUGCUACGAUGUCUGUGACCUCUCGGCCAAACCCGUCGCACCGCCCUGCCCAACGACCACUAAGAAGCCUCCCGUUCCUACUACCACCAAGGUCAUCACCAAAGUGACCACCCUCAAGCCUAAGCCGACAGCUACCCAAAAGCCCACCAAAAAGCCCACUCCCACGACGACCAAGAAGCCCACCCCAACCAAGAAACCCACCCCAACCAAGAAGCCGACUCCCACGACGACCAAGAAGCCUACGCCAACCAAGAAGCCCACGCCGACCAAGAAGCCUACCCCAACCAAGAAACCCACGCCAACCAAGAAGCCGACCCCAACCAAGAAGCCGACCCCAACCAAGAAGCCGACCCCAACCAAGAAGCCGACCCCAACCAAGAAGCCGACCCCCAAGCCAACCACCAAGAAGCCCACGGUCAAGCCCCCGGUGACCCCCACCCCAACCAAGAAGUUCACCACCUCCACCACCAAAGCCGCGAGCUGCAACACCCACGUCUCGGUUUGCUGGGACGGUAUCAACGAUUGCGGUAUGAUGUACGGCGGCUGCUUCCCCGACUGCAAGCCGUGGCCUACCUUCACGCCUCCCCCGUGCCCGACCAAGUCCGCGCCUGUGGUGACUACUAAAGUGGUAACGUUGCAGCCACCACUGACGGUGCCGCAUAACUAG